AUGGCCGUCGCCCCGUCGCCGCAAGCCACGGCGGCCGCCGCCGCCCUCUCCAGGCACAGAUCCGCCGCCGUCCCACCAGUGCCGAGGAGCGUGCGGGUGGCCACCGCGGCGAGGAGGCCGGGCUGGACGCGGGCGAGGGCCGGGCUGGUGGCCCGCGCCGUUGUUGCAGCCAAGGGUGAGCUUGCGAGCUCCGAUACGGGCGGUGAAUCUACUAUAGUUAGUGUAAGUUCCAUUACAAGAUGUCAUGAGGUUUUGAUGUUUGAGGCCCUUCGUGAAGCCAUGAUAGAGGAGAUGACUUUGGAUCCAACCGUGUGCAUGAUUGGUGAGGAUGUCGGUGACUAUGGAGGUUCAUACAAGGUAUCCAAAGGCUUGUCUGAGAUGUUUGGAGACCUCCGCGUCCUUGAUACCCCUAUUGCUGAGAACUCUUUUACUGGUAUGGGAAUCGGAGCAGCAAUGAAGGGGCUCAGGCCAGUUGUUGAAGGGAUGAACAUGGGUUUCCUUCUCCUUGCCUACAACCAAAUCUCAAACAACUGCGGUAUGCUUCCUUAUACCUCGGGCGGCCAGUUCAAAAUCCCAAUUGUGAUCCGAGGCCCUGGCGGUGUUGGUCGUCAGCUUGGUGCGGAGCACUCGCAGCGCCUUGAGUCCUACUUCCAGUCUAUCCCGGGCAUUCAAAUGGUCGCUUGCUCUACCCCUUACAAUGCGAAGGGCCUUCUGAAGGCUGCCAUAAGGAGCGAUAACCCUGUGGUGCUGUUCGAGCAUGUCCUUCUGUACAACCUGAAGGAGAAGAUCCCCGACGAGGAAUACAUCUGCUCCCUGGAGGAGGCCGAGAUGGUGCGUCCAGGCUCGCAGCUGACCAUCCUGACAUACUCCCGCAUGAGGUACCACGUGAUGCAGGCCGUCAAGACGUUGGUGAACAAGGGGUACGACCCGGAGGUGAUCGACAUCAGGUCGCUGAAGCCGUUCGACCUGCACACCAUAGGGAACUCCAUCAAGAAGACCCACCGCGUGCUGAUCGUGGAGGAGUGCAUGCGGACAGGCGGCAUCGGCGCUAGCCUGAGGUCGGCCAUCAUCGACAACUUCUGGGACGAGCUGGAUGCUCGCCCCGUGUGCCUGUCGUCGCAGGACGUGCCGACCCCGUACGCCGCGACCCUGGAGGACGCGACCGUUGUGCAGCCCGCGCAGAUCGUGGCCGCGGUGGAGGAGAUCUGCCAAUAG
This is a messenger RNA of Triticum turgidum subsp. durum (durum wheat), 1215 nucleotides long. NCBI's taxonomy places the organism in Eukaryota, Viridiplantae, Streptophyta, Magnoliopsida, Poales, Poaceae. The record is from the annotation of a GenBank genome assembly.